Apiotrichum porosum is the source of this 1830-nucleotide messenger RNA. RefSeq lists its product as uncharacterized. The transcript has 4 exons. The coding region runs from base 1 to 1830 and encodes 609 amino acids. NCBI's taxonomy places the organism in Eukaryota, Fungi, Basidiomycota, Tremellomycetes, Trichosporonales, Trichosporonaceae. The record is from RefSeq and is a predicted model, not a curated record.
AUGACCGUCAACGCUCCCGCGACGUCCAACGGGAACGGAGCCACCGCCCGUACCGCACCCCUGUCCAAGACGGAGCAGAUGGGGCCCAACGGCGACGCCGAGGCCAUCGGCUACGAGAUCCCCGACGUGCCCAUGGGCACGCGGCGCAAAGUGCGCGUGGUGACGAUCGGCGGCGGCGCGAGCGGUAUCAACCUCGCGUACCAGAUCCAGAAGCACAUGGAGAACGUCGAGCACGUCGUGUAUGAGCGUAACCCCGAGCUGGGAGGGACGUGGUAUGAGAACACAUACCCGGGUUGCGCGUGCGACGUGCCCUCGCACGCAUACCAGUUUUCGUUCCACCCGUCGACGGAAUGGACGCACUUUUACUCGGGAUCCAAGGAGAUCAACGAGUACAUGAACAGCAUUGUGGACGCGUACGCCCUGCGCGACCAGUUCAAAGUCGAGCACGAGGUGCUGGCGGCGCACUGGGACGACGGGGAGGCCAAGUGGGUCGUAAAGGUCAAGGGCCCCGACGGGGUCGAGUUUGAGGACCGCGCGGAUUUCCUGGUCAACGGCAGUGGUGUGCUCAACAAGUGGAAGUGGCCGGCCAUCGAGGGUAUCCACGACUUCAAGGGCCACCUCGUACACACUGCCCAGUGGGACUCGUCGUACGACUACAAGGGCAAGCGCAUCGCCGUCAUCGGCGUCGGCUCGUCGGCGGUGCAGUGUAUCCCCCAUCUGCGCACCGAGGUCGAGCACAUGACGUGCUUUAUCCGCUCGGGGGCGUGGAUCAUGCCCAUGGGCGCUGCGGCCGCGCUCGCGGGUCCAGGUGGUGCCAACAAGGCAUACACCGCCGAGGAGAAGAAGCGCUGGGCCGAGAACCCCGCCGAGUUUUUGCAGUACCGCAAAGACGUCGAGGACGCGGUCAACUCGCGCUUCAGGAUGUACCUCAAGGACACGCCCGAGCAGGCCAUGGCCAUCAACGUGGGCGCGGCGGACAUGCGCGCGCGCCUGGCUAAGAAGCCCGAGCUCGCCGAGCUCCUCGUGCCCAAGUUUGACCCGGGCUGCCGCCGCCUGACCCCCGGCAACGGGUUCCUCGAGGCGCUGUGCGAGGACAAUGUCGACGUGGUCACGAGCGGGAUUGUGCGCAUCACGCCCACGGGCCUGGUGACGGCCGACGGGCGCGAGGUGGCCGUCGACGCCAUCGUGUGCGCGACGGGCUUUGACACGUCGUACCUCCCGCGCAUGCCGUUUAUCGGCAAGAACGGCGCCGACCUCCAUAAACGCUGGAGCGAGGGGGUCACCGAGGCGUACAUGUCGCUCAUGGUGCCCGAGUAUCCCAACUACUUCAUCUCGGCGGGGCCCGCGGGGCCGGUCGCCCACGGCAGCGUCUCGCAGGUCAUCGAGCGGCUCAGCAUCUACAUGCUCAAGUGUAUCAGCAAGAUGCAGGCCGAGGGGAUCAGGGCCAUCGCGCCCCGCGCCGACCGCACGCGCCAGAUCAACAUCCACCGCAACGCGCUCAUGCCCAAGACGGCGUGGGGCAGCGGCGGAUGCUCGAGCUGGUACAAGGGCGGCACCGUGGAUGCGCCCGUCGUCGCCAUCCACGCGGGAAGCAAGCACCACUUCCUCGAGAUGAUCAAGGAGCCGCGCUUCGAGGACAUGGACAUUGAGUAUGAGGCCCAAAGUCCUUUUGCAUACCUCGGUAACGGAUUCUCGCUUAUGGAGCUCGAGCCGGGAAACGACCUGUCGUGGUACGUCACCGACCCGUUCACGCAGAACAUUCCGUGGUCGCGCGAGUCGUACAAGACGUACAAGCGGUGGGAGCCCGAGGCGGAGAAGAACAAGGCGUAG